This is a messenger RNA of Siniperca chuatsi (mandarin fish), 2185 nucleotides long. It is a transcript of the gene hyls1, whose product is annotated as HYLS1 centriolar and ciliogenesis associated. The transcript is spliced from 7 exons. Lineage: Eukaryota; Metazoa; Chordata; Actinopteri; Centrarchiformes; Sinipercidae. The record is from RefSeq and is a predicted model, not a curated record. Gene Ontology annotation, cellular component: centriole; non-motile cilium. Bases 582 to 2066 code for a protein of 494 amino acids. Gene Ontology annotation, biological process: cilium assembly.
UGUUUAUGACUUAAGAACAGGUGAAGAAAACGUUUUGCCAGGUGUGUUGUUGUAAUACUCUUUUCGGCCACAAGAGGCUGAAGUGCACCACUACCCCCUGUUCUAAACAGGACUAAAAGCAUUCAUGUUUUCUUCCAGAUGAAGCGCAGAUUAAAAUACUUUUCUAGCCAAAAGAAAGACAUGACAGCAAUGUUACAUAACUUGCCAACACAGGAGAAUAUGUACCUGUGUGGAGAAAUUAAACUCACCUGGAAGAAAACAUUAAACACAAUUAAAAGGCAAACAAACUAAAUACUGAGGAAUCCUGCUGGUUCAAUAACUCAUGCCAUGUUACUACUACAUCCCUGUGUCAAGUUCCUGUCAUGCUUCUCUAAAAUGAAAAACAAAGUAAUAUGGAAUCAAAUAAAGGAAAUCCACACAAAGAAGCAGAGAUGUAACUCCUUUGGUCACCAGCAGUUGGAGCUCUUUCAGCUUUGAGAAGAGGUUGAAGCUCCUGGAUAUCAGCUUAAUCUUCUUAGCUCGUUCCUUAAGCCCUCUUCCUCCACAGAUCACACACCUCAGCAGGAGUGCAAGUCGCCACCAUGUACAAAAUGUACAACGCCCAGUGGCACGAUGAGAGCGACGGUGACCAGAAUUCUCUCAACUCCUCUUUUUGGUCUGAUGGAGAGCGUCAGGAAGAUGAGGAGGAAGAGGGGGAGCUGGAGAUUGAGCGAGUGAUCUGCGAGGAAGACUCCAGACCUGUUGGCGAUGCAGAGGACUGUCUCCAGGAGGCUUCAGAGGAGGAGAAACCUGAGCUGAACAACGAGGGCAACAUCAGCGGGGAGAGUGUGGAAGGUGGAAGUGAUGAUGAUGAUGAAGAAAGCUGUAGCAGCAGUUCUGAUAGUCCAGCCCCGAGUCUGAUGACCUCUGGCUACGGCACCUACAGACCAGAGGAGCAGGAGGGAGGAGACUACAGAGACGACCACACCAUAACAGAGUUUGAUCAGGACAGUCGGGGAGAUCUGUCUGAGUUGAGAGAAGGCGAAGAGGACGAUCGUUCGCUUUGCAGCUUUGGCGGGUUUGACAUCGAACCCACAGAGCCGGACUACGACGGGACUCGUCCGCUGAGCGUGUCCACGGACGCCGAGCCUGAAGCUAAUGUGGCGUGUGGUGAUGAUGGUCUGCAUGAAGAGGUGGACAUCACAGACAUGAAACCAGAGGAAGAUAAAGACCAGGCAGAUGAGGAGACAUUUGAAGAUCUACAUGCAGCGUCUGAAAAUGCAACAUCAGAGGAACAACAACGCGUCGCUGCAGUUGAAGACAGAUUUGUAUUGGAUGGGAAGCAUUUGGAAGGUGGGAGUGUUGAUGUUGAAGCGGGAAAACAAUGUGAAAAGCUAGAAGAAGAGUUGCAGGACCUCGAAGAGGAGAAGAACGUGGAGAAAGUGGAGUCGGAGGAUCCAGACGAAUCUUCAAGCAACAAAGACAUCAAGUUUAUCGACUCCAAAGUGGAUUUCAGCCAGAUGACGUACGACAAGUUGUGUGAGGAGUGGGAAGGAAAUCUCAGACAGAAGAAGGACGCAGCGAGCUGUCUGGAGGAGCGACUGGCGGAGCUUCAUUUACCCUCGGCGGCUCAACGCGACUUGGAGACGGAGAACGAAGACGUCACCAGUCAGAGUGACACCCAGAGCUCAGAGUCAGAGGGGAUCUCUUUGAGCGCCUUUGAAUCCUACAUAAGAGGGAUGACUCGAGCUCGAAGUGAAGGUGACCUCAGGCCCAAACCCAAAUCCUUCAUCCGACCAGUGAUGAGUCAGCAAACCGUAAAGAAGACAGACCCAGUGGCAAAGUAUUUCCAGUAUAAGCAGCUCUGGGAAAUGUUUAAACUUCCAGGAGAGAAGGACAGGAGAGAUCUCCGCUGGGAGAUAAAGGAACGACUUGCAUACCAACCUCCACCACCUAAACCUCGGAGAGUCUACGUGCCGAACACCUACACUGUGCCAACAGAGAAGAAGCGCUCGGCCCUUCGCUGGGAGAUCAGGAACGAUUUGGCCAACGGCCUCCUUCCACACAAAUUCAGCUAUCGAUUUUAAGCCUUUUGCUCUCCACAUGCCUUUUUAGAUACUUUUAAUACGUCUUUACAAUGUUUUUUAUCAUUGGCAUUAUUUAUUGAUGAAUUUUUUUGUGAAACAUAAUAAACAUUAACAAAACA